CGUCUUAAAGUUCAGAAGUCUUUAAUCUCGGAUUGGAGAUGUCGUCGGCUAGUGAUAACUCCGGAGCCGCAGUGGGAUCCUUCAAGCGGCACGACUCCAAGUCCAACCCGGAGAGCCACGUCAUCACGAUCAAGGAAAUCAUCGACGGCUCCAAGAAGACAAAGUCCAAGUCCGCGGCCGUCAUCCAGAAGGUGCCGGAGGAGCUCCGGAAGCUGAAGGAGAGCGCCUACACGCCCCGGUUCGUCUCCAUCGGGCCUCUUCACAGCAACAAUGACCACCUCAAAAAGCGCAUGCAGAACAUCAAGAUGUCCUACGUCAACGACCUCUUCGGCCGGAUGGCCGAAUCCGGCAAGGAGGAGAAAGCCCAGGUGCUGAAACGGUGCCAAGACGAAAUGAGUAAGCUCACCGGCGAAGCCAGGAAGUACUAUGCCGAGAAGGGCGAUUUGCUCACCGAGGACAUGCUCGUCAUUGACGGUUGUUUCGUUCUCGAGCUUCUCUACCGGAAACUUAAGUACCAAAUGACUAAAAACCCACCCGGCGACUAUCCGAUUUAUGGCAGUGAAUUGUUGCCCGACGGCGUCCAGAUCGAUCUGCUCCUGCUCGAGAACCAGCUUCCCUUCUUCGUUCUUGAGAAGCUCUUUGUCUUCACUGAGAACGCCAGGCCAAAUCCUUAUCCUAAAUUCAAUUUCAAUUCCAUUCAACAUUACGUUCUUCCGUACUUCCACAAUGUGAUGUUAUUAGAUCAAGUCGCCGAGUUUAAACCCAGUGGCAGCAGCGAGUCCACGGCGGACAAGAGUUUUCAUCACAUCCUUCAUCUUCUCCACGCACACUUAAUUCCUCAGAAUUCGAACAAAGAGCAGGUGGGCAAAAUCGUGUCCAUGAAAACCGCCCAAGACCUGGAUUUCGCCGGCGUGAAGUUCGUCCCCCGUACCGGAAAUUGCCCAUUCCAGGUGGACUUCAGAGAGACCAAAGGCUUCCGAUAUCUCUUCCACAGAGCCUCCUUCGAGAUCCCGACUUUGAACAUCAACAACUCAACAGAGCCGGUGCUCCGAAACCUCAUCGCUUUCGAGCAGUGCACCCCCCGCAAGCCGAGCUUCGUCACCUCGUACGCCUACCUCAUGGACAGGCUCGUCAGCACCGCGAAGGAUGUGGAGAUGCUAAUUGAGGCCUGCGUUCUGCUAAACUAUUUGGCCGCCGCUACAAGAAAUCUCCUGCCUCCAUUUCCCUCCAUCUCCCCGUCUCCUUUUCUCCCACCUCAUUCCCUAUCCCCUCUAUCGCCUGACUGCUGCGCGCAGCAUCUCCUUCUCCUUCUCCUGCUUUGGCUCCUUCUCCGUCUCUUUCGCCGCAACAUCUUGCCUCCAUCUCCUUUUCUGGCUCUAGCUUCAGUCGUAGCCUCCUUGUUGCCUCAACGCUGUUGCUGCCGCCGUCGCAUCCGCUACCUCAACGCCGCCGUCGCAUCCACUGCCGUUGUCGCAUCUGCUACCUCAACGUCGCCAUCGCAUCCCCUGCCUCAACGCCACCGUCGCAUCUAUCGGGAACAUUUGUGGCCUCGCUCAUAUGGGCUAACUGAUGGUCCAUCCUUAAGUGAUUUACGCAAUAUCCGCCCAGCGGAUGUGAAUGUGAAUCCAUCAAGAGGAAACAAAUUCUAUGGAGAAUGCUGUGCUCGUACAUCUAAUUAUUUGAAACCAGCAAGUAAAGAAUCUGCUUCUGAUACAGAGACGGAUAAGGAUAGAUGGGCACCACCAGUACAGGUGAGAAGGUACAAUCGGGAUUGUCGAGAAAUGAUUAUGAUGAGGUGCGCUGAAGAAGAGGUCUCUGAUCUGUUCAACAUGCUCUGCAAGGAAGUGGUUUUGGGCGACUUCUACUUCGCGCAGACGUGCCAGAACGCGGUGAAAUACAGCAAGCUGGGGUGGCCGCAAUUCAUGGGGUACAUGAGAAGGAAUUACUUUGCGAAACUGUGGACGUUCACGGCGUUCGUCGUUGCGUUUCUGGUUUUCGGCAUGACGGUGGGCAAUUUCAUCCGGAAUCUUCUUAGGUAAUCCGCGCCGAUGCUGUUUCGUCCGAGACUCUCUUCAAUCCACAUUUCUUUUUUAAAGUUAAGUGGCUGUGACCAAAAUUAUAUUAGCAAUAAAACUAUUCUGGUAAUAAAUUUGCAUUGGACAGUUUAGAGUGCAGUGUAUAGCAGCAG
This is a messenger RNA of Diospyros lotus (date-plum), 2188 nucleotides long. RefSeq names its product UPF0481 protein At3g47200-like. The coding region runs from base 39 to 2039 and encodes 666 amino acids. The transcript has 7 exons. The record is from RefSeq and is a predicted model, not a curated record. Lineage: Eukaryota; Viridiplantae; Streptophyta; Magnoliopsida; Ericales; Ebenaceae.